AUGAUGGAAUCUACGAACAGACCGCCCAUGAUGACCGUCGGUAGCCUGAGGAAAGCUGGAGACUUUCUCCGCGAUCCACGAGAGCCCGGGAGGUCGGAGGAGGCCAAGUCAAGCCUCUCGACGACCCGAGCGAUAGGAAAAUUGGAAGGCACGGAAACAAAGCAAUGACAAUUGAUGUAGAUAAAAGGUAAAUACGUACCUCGGAGAGAAGUUAAAUGGUAGAUCGGAGAAGCAAGUCAAGGAAAACCCAAUUGAAAGCAAACCACUGUUUUUGCGCCAGUGGUUCUUCAAAAGUUCUUGCCCCUAGGGCAUGAGGUUUAGCACCUUCACCCUUCCAAUCACCUUUAGGUGGCCAUAUACUGGUGUCCUCUUGGAUAGUAUGGCAGCAGUGAUUGCCUUGACACCCCUUAUCUCCAUGUCAAUAGAGGGUACUGGGCUGUCCUCUGUGAUAUUCCCCCAGGCCUGCGGCCAAAGGGUGGUUCGGGCACCGAUAGAUCAGGCCAAGCAAUGGGGCACAGACUUAGCAGGCCAAUUACAGGUGUAGUGUUCUGCCAGCAGCAGGAGACCAAACAGCACGGAGAGAGAGCGAUAUGUAACAUAAUCCAAUCAAAUUUGCCUAUUAGCAAACCUAGUUGCUGAAGGACUAGAAAAAUAAAACAUAAUUUGCCAUGAUAUAAUACCUUUGUAUCUAUCUAGGCAAGGUUAGAAGAACUUUAUUAUAUGACAGUGUUUUAAACUUCUGUAAUUCCUGAAGUGACUUGCCUUAGGGUGAACUAUUUCCUGGCAUCUUUAUGGUGUUAUAGCCCCUACAACUAACCCAGCCAUUACAGGACCUACCAUUAGGUCCUAGUCACUAAGUGCUCCUUCGUGAUGCCCAAGAUGAUGGGGAGAAGAAGGAGCAGCUUCCCUCACCCGGCCGGUGUAACCCACGUACGGGACAGUCGGAUCUGUACGCCGGGGUCCCGGCACUCAGAGGUCUCAUAGGGGGCUGGAUGCCUAAAGCCUCCUGAGACCUCCAAACAGCAUAACCCGCCGACCGUAAAGCGGCAGAGGGAAAGAAAAGGGGGAGGGGGGAGAAACAGUAGAGGGGGUGGAUAUAAGCAGUCCCAGAAGGAAAAUGGCGGUGCAGUAAAGUACAUAAAGGCACCGAAGGAAUCCAAAAAGGCACAGUAAGGUAUAUAAAAGCUACAUACAAUGUAUACUGCAAGGUACAUACAAAGUACAUAUAAUAUACUGCAAGGUGCAUAAAAGGCACAUGGAUAUAUAAAGGCACAGUAAGGCCCACCAGACCCCCCAUGAAUCCAAAGAUAGUCUAACACACAUAUAGGAAAGCAUAAGCUGCACAGAAAAUCCCGCCCCCCUCCCCCCCCCAAAAAAAAAACCUCUAAAAACAAGUGUAAAUAAGUAAUAAAUCCCACUAAUAUUAGCAGGAGGUAGUGGUACUCUGACCUGUACUGACUGCGGAGCAGCAAAGAAAGGGGCAAUGAUGCAUGGGGAGGGGAGUUUUAUAGUAACUUCUGAUUGGUUGUUUUCUGUGCUGCUGUGGAGUUCUAGUAAAGAGAGACUUAAGCAAAUACGAAGCUUCCUGUCAUGUUAUAAAAUUUACCUACAGCAGGCUCCCAGCCUAGGAGGUAAAUUGCCUGCACACUUCCACUUCUGGGUGGUCCUCCUAACUUUUUCUGCCACUUUUUAUAUAUGAAGAGUAUUCUGGAUUUCUUCCGUCUAAAUUGUUUUUUUUUUUUUCAAAUGUGAGAAUAUAUUAAACACCUUUUUUAGUUCAAAUUUUAGAAUAAUUUUAUAGGAAACAAUGUAAUAAUCCUGGACAGAUUCGAGACCAAAAAAGAGUCCCCUUUUCAGAACCCAUUGAUGAAUCUCAUCGACUGUAAACAGAUGCAGUUAAUGUGUCUCAAGGUGGAAUACAGAUCUGGGUCAUUUUAAUGGAAGCCCUGGGAUUUCUAAGGUUUAUACAGUUGAGGAAUGCACUGCGUCCUUGUUUCUCCAUGGUGAGAUUAUGACCCAUUCCGAAUUAGACCGGUUAGGUAGACGUGUAAUAUUCACCAGUAGGUGUUGGUAAUGUUAUGUAGUGCAGAGAAGACUCACAUGUUGGUGAAUAACCCCGUACAGAGACGGCACUGAAUGAUGGAUGUAAGAAAUCCACCGGUUUUGCUGCUGUCCAGGUUAUGAAUGGACGAGCACUAUAUUCAGGUUCUAUACUGAUGGCCGUUCUUGAUUUGCGAAUACUGCCCUAAGCAUGUUCUCCAUUUAUACAGGUUUCCUAAUAGUGUUUUUAAAAUGUCUCUUGGUUUAAAGUCACGGUGGGCUUAUAUUCUGACCUCUAGAGUUUUAUCUUCCUAGAACUCUUCACAUUUCAGAUGAUGUUAUUCUU
This is a messenger RNA of Pelobates cultripes (western spadefoot toad), 2386 nucleotides long. The record is from the annotation of a GenBank genome assembly. Lineage: Eukaryota; Metazoa; Chordata; Amphibia; Anura; Pelobatidae.